Messenger RNA from Tetrahymena thermophila SB210, 459 nucleotides. RefSeq lists its product as hypothetical. The record is from RefSeq and is a predicted model, not a curated record. The transcript has a single exon. NCBI's taxonomy places the organism in Eukaryota, Ciliophora, Oligohymenophorea, Hymenostomatida, Tetrahymenidae.
AUGGGGUGCACUUCUGCUAAAUAACACAAAAGUACCUGCGAAUUAAAGGGUUAGAUCUAAAAUGAACUUUUAACAAAGUCUAAAAGAAUAAAUUAAAUAAUCUCUACUGUCUAAAAGCUCGCUAUUAAAAUUUAAAAUAUCUAUGCAACCGUGAUAAUUCAAAAUAAUUAAAUUCCUGCAGAUUAUGCGUGCUUAGAGCCAGUCUUAUUCUUAAAAGCUAUUAAAUAAAAUAAUCUUUUAAGUGAUGAUGAAAUUGAAUAAAUAGUAUUUAAAUUUAGAGUAAUAUUUUAAAAAAUGAGAAUUCUAAUAGAUGAAAUAUCAUUUAUCUUAUUCUAUGAUAAUUAAAAUAAUAUUAUCCCUAAAUAAAAAAAAUUCAUAUUAUUCGAGAUAAUCAUGCUUUACGAUACUACUAGUGUUAAAUUUUUUGAGCAUUAUAAAGCCACAAGUAUAAAGCUUUGA